Molecule: messenger RNA, 4224 nt
Organism: Habropoda laboriosa
Lineage: Eukaryota; Metazoa; Arthropoda; Insecta; Hymenoptera; Apidae
Product: protein expanded-like
Exons: 11
Coding region: 1-3984 (1327 amino acids)
Biological process (GO): positive regulation of hippo signaling
Cellular component (GO): cytoplasmic side of apical plasma membrane; cytoskeleton
Source: RefSeq, a predicted model, not a curated record
AUGCGUGGUAGCGGUGUCACGGCUGCGCGGUCCUGCCUUCAACCCCUGGUGUCCGCCAGCCGCUACCUCGCCGUUCAAGCCCUUCCUGGUGAUCCUCUUUACUUCGUCGUUGAGGCGAAGUCGAGAGUGAAGGAGGUGUACGCGCAGACAUGCAUGCUUCUCGGCCAGCAGGGCAUGCGAGACUGCGAACUGUUCGGCCUGGCAAUACUGUCCGACGGCGAGUACCUCUUCGUCGAUCCCGAGAAUAAAUUAAGCAAAUACGCACCGAAGAAUUGGCGAAGUUCUCAUACCUACGGCUUAGACAGCAGCGGAAGACCAGCCUUCGUCCUUUACUUUCGAGUGCGCUACUACGUGGAUACGCCAUUGCUUCUAAGCGAUGAGACGACACGUCACCACUAUUACCUGCAACUGCGCGACAAUGUCGUCAGGCAUGGCGGUGGGGUGGAGAGCCUCCAUCCUCACCAUCCCCUACAUGAACCAUCUAUCAUUACGCCCCUGCUCACACUCGCGGGUCUUGCCCUACAAGCCGAUCUUGGGGACUACUCCGAGGAACGGCAUAGGCCACACGCAGGACCUGUGGGAUAUUGCAAGCCCACGGAUUACCUUCCGCCUCACAUGUGCCUGGAGUCGAAUGUGCUCGCCGUGCUCGCGGCACAGCACAGGGACAACCGAGGCCUCUCAAGGGAGGAGGCAGAGUUGCAAUACAUCCGGGAGGCGGUGCUGCUGGAGGCGCCGCUCAACGCUCACCUCUAUCGGUUGCGAAGAAGCAAGAACGAGGCAGGUCCAGGACGCAUACUCCUCGCGAUAUGCGCUCGCGGUGUGCGAGUAUACGCCGAGGAGGAGACACCGCGUGUCUUCGCCUGGAACAACAUUGGCAAACUUUGCUUCGACCGCAAGAAGUUCGAGAUACGAGCAGUCGAUCAGCCGGACAAGCUCACUCUCUACAGCGGAUGCGACGACAAAAGCAAGCUGCUCCUGGGACUCUGUCGCGACACCCAUCAGUUCUCUAUGGCCAUAGCACCUAGAGUGAACGAGGCUAAGAGACGAGAGGAGGAAGAGAGGAAGGUACUUCGCGACUGCUACAUGUAUCCCGCCCGAUGCAAGCUGAGUUUAACGGCACGCGGGGCGCGCGGUGACCAACGAAUUUCUGUUAUCUCGAGCACGUCGUCCAACACAACUUCUGGAAUUGUCAGCGACCGGGUUCACAGCGAGGACGAGCCAGACACGGCGCCCGCCUCGACCGAAUGUCUACCACGUCUUACUGAAAAUACUUCGCACACCGGUGUUCAGUGCGGCGUUGUAAACGGCUCCAAUGCAGACGUCGAGGACCGUUCCAUGCCGUCCUCCCCAGUCUCCACGGUGGAUGAAGUGGAUGGUACGGACAGCACUCCUACGACGGCCGCAUUACGAUUGACAUCGAGCGCGGCUACGGCGGCUGAGGGGUCACAAUGUAGCAGCAGCUGCAGUACGGUCGUGGUUGUGAAUGCACCUGCUGGUGGACCGCCGCGAAUGCGGCGCACAUCCGCGACUUCCAGUCUGGAGCUUGGUUACUCGCAUACGGCACAGAAUUCAGCGGUUUCGUCGGAAACCGCUAGCUUUCCUGGUGCCAUUUACGACAGGUGCAAAAAAGGUGGCAAGUACGCGGGUACUGAUAUCGCAAGUGAGACCAGCGGAGUGUACACUCUUAGAAGUAGCGAAAUGCAGGACGAAAGAAUGGGAGACCUAUACUCGCCAACCGGUGACGCGAAUGAAUCCUCCGCAGCGAGCGACGUGUGUGCCUUAAGUUCCGUCCAGUCGACAACCGACGAAGCUUCUGUAACAUCUGGCUUUUAUACUAUUCAUAGUGGCCUUAGAUCGGAAACAAGCGACGUUUACACGGAAGAUGUUGGAACAGAAGAUCAAGAACCUAUUUACAGUGUCUGCAAAGGUGACGAGGAUGUUGCAAAUGUCGUGUCAACGAUGUCUGGAGUUUCCUUAGAUCAGCAACUCGAAGAUUCAAGAUCACGUAGCAACAGCAUACUCAGUGCAGGAAGUUUCAGAGGCGAUGGCAGUGAUCCUUCUAGCGUUGGACCUCUCCUGUCGGCCGAUGAACUUUCUGAUUUAAUAGUAGGCCGUUAUCCACCCCGGAAGACCAUCAGCAAUUCCAUGGACUCCGAUUGUGACUAUGUCACCAUGCCACCACCACCUCCACCGCCAAGAACAGACAGCGAUAGACAACUUCCUCCACCUCCUCCCUACCCAGUGAGCAUGGACUAUGCAACGAUCAAUUCGCCACGACCGAAAAUACCGAACAUCGACCGUGAACCUCCGCCUCCACCGCCGUACAAUGCUACUCGUGGCGAGUUCGUACCUCUGCCACCGAGAAGAACGGAUCCACCACCACCACCACCCUACACUUCACCGAGAGAAAGGAUACAAAUACCACCGCCUACGCCUCCAAGAAACGACGCGGUGACACCUAGAGAACCACCGCCUCCACCGCCGUAUCCUGAAGUGUCUGAGGUUACUCGACAGGAGGCUAUCUCGAAAUUGUACCCGACAACAAGCGAGGAGAUCGUGUCGAGGGUGACGUCGACGAAGAUACAAACGAGCCUAGUGAACAGCAAGGUGAACGUGAAUCUGACAGCCUCGAAGACAACCGGUUCAGGUCAGGCGGGAAAUGACGUUGUUGCUGCGAUCGCACCGAAACCACCGCCCAGAAUUCAACCACCCACUUAUCCCGGUGACAAAAUGAAACCCACGCCGGUCCACGCUCCCGUCGCUGCCCUGGUCGUUGGCCCGAACAAUUACCUGGACGUGCACGCUUCACGAGGUGGUCCGGUUCUGUUGCCUUACUUAACACCACCACCACCACCUCCGCCCCCUCCGCCGCCCAUGGUUCAUCCUAGACAACCCCCGCCGCCACCGCCCAGCUUGGCUACAGUUUACACAAGUCAAGUUGCUAGGUCGCAGAUCGAACAGUAUAAACAGCAACUCUAUUCGGACGUCGAUUACGUGAUGUUCCCAUUGAAGGAUCCCGCUGUGUCGAAGCAAGAGUACAUAGACGCGAAACAGGGAUCACUUCUGGCCGCGAUGGCUGCUUAUCCUCCCCCUCCUUAUCCCUCGUUUAACAAUAAAUCGUUAGUAAUGUAUCGUAGCACACCAUACCUACCCGGUUCCUCGUUCUCGUCACCCACGAAAUACGCUUCGAAUCAGAACCUUAGUAGCAGCGACACCAGCUCUAACAAUUACUUACCGCAUAGUAAUCUGAGCAGCCACUACGCUGCUAGUACCAGUUCGCUAUACAGCGGAGCUACUUGUUCGUCGGCAGGAAGUCAGAGUCUUAGACGUGAACCGCCAGCCCCGGCACAUCCUCAUACGCUUCACGCGUUCACCCGGACCAGAAGCGACGAGAACAUAUUGAAGUGCUUCGACACGCCGUCUACCGCGAAGCUGCAAUCUUUGCCGCAGCUGAAGCACCGCAGACUGCCGCCACCUCCUCCGCCGCCUCCUUACGAAAUUCAGAAUCUCGAAAAGAAUCAGCCGCUUCCAUCCGCCUCUUCGUCGUCCUCUUCGCCGAAGAAGACGUCGAAAGCAAGCACGACGGAGGAACGUGAAGAAGGGAAAGAAGACGGAAUGUUGGACAUUCGGACACUUCGUGAGAAGAGUCGUAACCUGGAUCUACCGUUGAUAUCAGCGUUGUGCAACGAUCGGUAUCUGCUGAAACAGACGAAAGCGUUCGUUAUGCCGAAGCAUCCGACCGAGGCGACUUCCUCGACGUCCACGAAAAACGGCACGCGAAGCAGCAACGGCGGAACAUCAAGCAGCAGGAACAAAUAUCCGGUGAGCGGUCUAUCGACCACGCAGAUCACGAAACCCCCGAGGAAAUCAUCGACGAGUACACACAAACACCCCGCCGAGGUGAAGGGCAACGCUUACAAGGUGACCAAUUCAACCGGCGUGUCGCCUGCAAAAAAGGAUCCGACAAGGGCGUCGCACUCGUAACAGGAAACAACAAGGAAAUAGCAAACUGGAGCCUUUCCACUCUCUCGCGACACCAUAAAAAAAUUCUAUGUAUACCUCGAUCAAAGUACAUUCCAUACGAUACCGUUUAAACGAUUCCGCUAUACUUUGUCAUUAAAAUAACAAAAAAUGCAAGACGAAGAAAAGGGUCGUCCUUGACACAAUUAAGUACUUAAAUAGCGUUUUCUAUACAAACAUACACAUACAGACCGUGCUUCUUCA